Messenger RNA from Calliphora vicina (urban bluebottle blowfly), 681 nucleotides. RefSeq names its product larval cuticle protein A2B-like. The transcript is spliced from 2 exons. The record is from RefSeq and is a predicted model, not a curated record. Lineage: Eukaryota; Metazoa; Arthropoda; Insecta; Diptera; Calliphoridae. The coding region runs from base 1 to 627 and encodes 208 amino acids. Gene Ontology annotation, cellular component: extracellular matrix.
AUGAGUGUUUUAUUAGUCCUUGCCUGUGUUGCUGCAGUUAUUGCUGGUCUUUUGCCUGAAGCAUCUUCGGAGAAUUUCGAUUCUCAUCCUCAUUAUAACUUCAAGUAUAGUGUGGAUGAUUCUAUAACUGGAGACGUUAAGGCUCAGACUGAGACUCGUGAUGGAGAUAAUGUGCAAGGUCAAUACACCCUAAAUGAUGCGGAUGGUUACAAACGUAUUGUUGACUACACUUCGGAUGCUGUGAAUGGCUUCAAAGCUGUGGUCCGUCGGGAACGUUUGGAAAGUGUGCCUGCUAAAAUAAUUGUGCCAAAACAAGUUGUUACUGAAACCGCCAAAUACAUUGCACCCAAGCCUACUACUACUACUGUGGUGCAUCAUCACCAACCCACUGUUUAUCAUCAAGCUCCUCAUACUCUACACUUCUUGCAUUCUUCGCCUUCGGCUGCACUUGUUAAAUCGUCACCAGCUUUAAUUUCCACCACCCAUCAUCAUACACCAGCCAUUGUACACCAUAGUCCCACUGUAGUACAUCAUUCACCAGCAGCUUUGGUCCAUCAUGCUCCCGCUUUAGUUAAGACAUCGAUUAGCACACCUCAUCAUGUUUCCUACGUUCAUUAUCAUCACUAAAUCCACAAUGUUUAAUGUUGAAAAUUGUUAAAUAAAGAGAAUUUUUAAAAAUAA